Messenger RNA from Procambarus clarkii (red swamp crayfish), 498 nucleotides. Its product is annotated as mucin-1-like. Lineage: Eukaryota; Metazoa; Arthropoda; Malacostraca; Decapoda; Cambaridae. The record is from RefSeq and is a predicted model, not a curated record.
AUGGCUACACCCAGCCAUCAUGGCGGCACCCAGCCAUCAUGGCGGCACCCAGCCAUCAUGGCUACACCCAGCCAUCAUGGCGGCACCCAGCCAUCAUGGCGGCACCCAGCCAUCAUGGCUACACCCAGCCAUCAUGGCGGCACCCAGCCAUCAUGGCAGCACCCAGCCAUCAUGGCAGCACCCAGCCAUCAUGGCUACACCCAGCCAUCAUGGCGGCACCCAGCCAUCAUGGCGGCACCCAGCCAUCAUGGCUACACCCAGCCAUCAUGGCGGCACCCAGCCAUCAUGGCUACACCCAGCCAUCAUGGCGGCACCCAGCCAUCAUGGCAGCACCCAGCCAUCAUGGCAGCACCCAGCCAUCAUGGCUACACCCAGCCAUCAUGGCGGCACCCAGCCAUCAUGGCUACACCCAGCCAUCAUGGCGGCACCCAGCCAUCAUGGCAGCACCCAGCCAUCAUGGCAGCACCCAGCCAUCAUGGCUACACCCAGCCAUCAUGA